AAAAAUGGGAAGUCGACUUGUUUGAUAUCUUUGUGAUGUCACCAGGCAUCUGACCGACAACAGAAAGAACGACUACGACUAUUCGAAUGAUCGCAAGACGAGAAGGCCGCAGAGACCGCCGAAAAUGUGCGUGGACGGCGAUGGAUGCCAGCUGGAAGCCUGCGGCAGUUCCGACGAGGUGCGCACGCUGUCGGGCAGCAUGAGCCCUGCUGCGCUUAAAGCCAACCCGGACCUCCACGCCUGCAAACCCGGGCAGAAAUUUCGCGCCGCGCUGCUCCGGUGCCGCUCGCCGGCUGCCGCUGCUGGGAUCCUCAGUUUUGGGAACGUCCUCAAUUACAUGGACAGAUACACCGUAGCCGGCGUGGCGCAGGAUAUCCAGAAGCAUUACGAAGUGUCUGACAGCGGAGUGGCCUUGCUACAAACAGUGUUCAUCUGCAGCUUCAUGGUGGCGGCUCCCAUCUUUGGUUACCUGGGCGACCGCUUCAACAGAAAGGCCAUCCUGAGCUGCGGCAUUUUCUUCUGGUCCACCGUGACGCUGCUGAGCUCCUUCAUCGGCGAAGACUACUACUGGCUGUUUGUGCUCUCCAGGGGACUGGUGGGCAUCGGUGAGUCCAGCUACUCCUCCAUCUCCCCCACCAUCAUAGGAGACUUGUUCACAAACAACAGACGCACCAUGAUGCUCUCCGUCUUUUACCUGGCCAUCCCGCUGGGAAGCGGAUUGGGUUACAUCCUGGGCACCAGCGCCAAAGUAGCUGCAGGAGACUGGCACUGGGCACUCAGGGUGUCUCCAGUUUUGGGAAUGACCGCGGGAACUCUGAUCCUGCUCUUUGUGCCCGAGCCGAAGCGAGGAAGCGCCGACCAGAUGGGAGGACGCAUCAAGACGAGCACGUCGUGGCUGUGCGACAUGAAGGCGCUGGCGAAAAAUCGGAGCUACGUGUUCUCCUCCAUGGCGUCCGCAGCCGUGUCCUUCGCCACUGGUGCGUUCGGGAUGUGGAUUCCCAUUUACCUGGCCAGAGCUCAGGUGGUGCAGAAGACCGCAGAGCCGUGCGGCACCAAGGAGAUCUGCAGCAGCACGGAGACUCUCAUCUUCGGGGCCAUCACAUGCGUCACGGGCCUGUUAGGCGUGCUCAUCGGGGCCGCCACCACGCGUCUGUGCCGCCAGAAGACGGAGCGAGCCGACCCGCUGGUGUGCGCCGUCAGCAUGCUGGGCUCAGCCAUCUUCAUCUGCCUCAUCUUUGUCGUGGCAAAGAAGAACAUCACAGGAGCUUAUGUUUGCAUCUUCAUAGGAGAGACGCUGCUCUUCCUCAACUGGGCCAUAACGGCCGACAUCUUAAUGUUUGUGGUUAUUCCCACGCGGAGGGCAACAGCGGUGGCGUUUCAGAGCUUCACCUCCCACCUCCUGGGCGAUGCGGGAAGUCCGUACCUGAUAGGCCUGAUUUCAGACGGCCUACGUGAAAGCUACGCUACGUCGGCGCUGUGGAGCUUCCUCAGCCUGGGCUACGCCCUCAUGCUGUGUCCCUUCAUCAUCGUCCUGGGUGGCAUGUUCUUCCUGGCCACCGCCCUCUUCUUUUUGGACGACCGAGACAAGGCACAGAAUCAGUUGAGCCAGCUUUCUCGACCGUCCACUUCAGUCAAGGUGUGAUCAGGUGUCAACAUGGCCGACAAGAUGGACGACAAUGCGGAGUCGGAAGAAAAGAAGCAGCUGAUUUUUUUGACACCACACCCACGCCAGCAACCUUUGAGCAAAGCGGUGGAGGGUAGCCUCCAACGAGACACGAGGGAGCGUCUUGCCCCUUCCCGGAGAAGCCUUCCGAAAUCCCAAGCUGGUGAGAAGGCGACGUCUGGCGUCCUCCUCACCUCCGUCUGUGAGGAUCCGGUCGACCUUCAAGGGAGGACGUGACCCCCCCCCCUCCUACUCCCUCCGUCCCCUGAUGCCAUACUACUGAAUGCUGACCAUGAACCUGACCUUUCCGUCUUCGUCUGUGUGCUUGUCCGUCCGUCGGCUGUCAAUCUGCACCAAGUGCCAUCGCGUCAUUACAUUCCUCCGCACUUUGCACUGACGUCAUCAUCAUCAUCAUCACAGACUUAGCUUUCCAUGCAUGAUGCGGCCUUUCUCGUUAAUGCAGACGCUUUUUAUUUGGAAGCUGCAAACACCCCCCGACCCCCUCCCCCCCAACCCCAAUUAACUUGAAUGUGACUUCAUCAUGUAAAGCCUGUAAACCAGGGGUGUCCAAAGCUUCUCUAACCAAGGGCGGCCCAUAGAAAAAUAGAACAACUUUGAUACUCAAUCCCAAUUCAAUCCGAUCAUAUUGGUUAAAUAUUGGACAAUAUAUUUUAUUUUUUUUUAUUGAAAUUAAUUUCCUGACUACCUAAAUACGUACGAUUAAAUGUUAUCUAUAAAUUUAUUUUACUAUUUUUUCUCCUUUGGACAAAGUCAAAGCCAAUAAAAACAAAAGUCUACUUAUUUCUGGAUAAUUUUUAAAAGUCAAUGAAAAAACAAUUGUUGAAAUGACAUAGUAUAAAGUAUUCUUCAAUCCAAUCAAAUUGAGACAAAUGCCUUUUUUUUUAGAAAAACAAAUUCUAAAUAUUCUUAAAAAUACUUUAUAUUCUAAAAAUAAUUAUUUUUUAAAGUCAAACAUUAUACCAGACGAUGGAUUACUUUUUAAAGGUUUUUAAUCUACAAUUGUUAAAUUAAUAAUACAAUUAUUUUGAUUUUUUAAAAACGUUUUGUUUGUCAAUUAAAAAAAUUAUAAGUUCUAAAAAAAAAAUUGAAAUAUGUGGGUACAAUUUUUUCUGUUAAUUUAAAAUAGUUUUUUUUGGACAAAGUCAAAUUGGAAAGAUUUUUUUUCUAAUUGACAAUCGUACAAAAAAAAUUAAAAGAAAAUGUUGCUAGUCAAUUAAAAGCGAUAUGUUUUUUACAGAACAAAAACUUCAAAAUAUAUAUUUGUUAAAUAUACCGCAGGCCAAGAAAAUAAAGGCACUGCCCCCCCCCCCAGGCUGACCUUUGGACACCACUGCUGUAAACAGACCAAAGCUGCAAACCAACCCAAAACCUGCUGUUGAACACCCGGCACACACAAAGGGACAAAUGUAACCAUGUGAUUUCUCCGUCUCUUGCGGCGUAGCCAUGACUCUCGCCACGAAGCGCUGCGGUGCACGAGUCAGUCAAUCAGCCUUAAAGCUCUCCCGUCCGCAUUCCGGCUUGUUUUCCGUUUAAGCCUCACGCGCAUCCUAUCGGAGCUUUGAGCACUUCAAUCAGCGUCAGACGAAAUUCUGAAGUUUUUUUUUUUGUCAUCUCCAUGUGAGGGAUGAAAGCCGGUUUCAGACGGAUCAAUCUGGAAAUCUAAAAUAAAAAAGGACACUGGAUUAUAUAUAUAUAUAUAUAUUCAUAAUUUAUAGUAUGUAUAUGUUUUUUUUCUUUCUAAAAGUAAAUGAGAUCCUAUUCUUGUGACUUGGGGAUGAUUAAGGGGAAUUAUGAUGUAUAUCAACAGCAAUAUUUUCUUUGAGGAAACCUUUUAUCCACACUGCCUUAUCAGUGAGCUGGCUUUCUCUCUCUCUCUCUCUCUCUGAUGCUUGGUUUCACGUCGCCGAGACUCUUGUAAAGAUAGAUUUCACCCAACACAAAGACGGCUAUUGUGUGCGUGAGGUGGAAGCGGAAAAAAGUCCUAUUAAAAACAUGCAAUGAAGCCAUGCAAGUGCAAGUAAAAAAAAAAACGAAGCCAAAUUUUUGACGGAAACCUUAAAAAGCCACUAAUUUUGGAACAGGUGCAUAAAAGAGAGGAAAAAGCACUUUGAGCUUGCAAGGAGAUACAAUACACGGAUGACUUGAGGAAUAAGAGACACUGAGUGUGUGUGUGUGUUUGUGUGUGUGUGUGAGAGAGACGGAUAAUUAGCUUUAGCUUCUCCGCGUGAUGACGCUCACCAAACCUGAUGAGUUCACACACGUGCAUCCUCUUGAAUGAAUGAACUAAGCUUCCUCUUAACUUCCUUUCAUUGUUUUUAAUGCUACCAAAUUUGUAAUGAAUUCUAUUAGAGAUAUAUCUAUAUAUAUAUAUAUAAAUAUAGUUAUAUCAUGCAGCAAUGGUAAUAUAAUGUAAAGUGAUGGCUUUGGAUGCAAUGUAUUUAUUUGUGUGAUACCAUAAUGAAGACUCUUCUGUAAAGGGAUUUUUUUUUUAUAAGUGGUGUUAUGUCAUUGGAGUUUUUUUCUUGCUUAUGUAUCUCAAUGAAAACACACAACAGUAAGCUCAUGUCACGUCACGUUCACACACACACAGAAGGAAGUGCAAUGUGAUGCUUCGUUUUUUCUAGCUUUUCUACGAUGUUUUUUUUUUCAACCGUUUUGCACAUUUAAAUGUUCAGGGAUUUAUUAAUUUAGCCGUUGUUUUCCCACCUCUGCUACGGAGGUGUCCAUUGUCACGUCACCUGAGUCGGUCAUGAAUUUGACUUGCCAAAUUUAGCUGAUCUAGCACCAGUCCUCGCAUAUGCAUUGUCUCUUUGUAUCCAGUAAAUCAAUGUUAAUCAUCACUGAAGUGAUGUAUGGAGAAUGUGCUAUUUCUUGUCAUACAAGAAUGCUGUAUAUACAGAAACCUAUCCUAUUUCUGAUGUUUGAGCAGAAAACACUGAGGUUUUGUUGUUUUUUUUUUUUUUUUAGGCACGAAGAGACGUGUGAAAUGAUAUUAUUCUAGAACUGAACUGUGAUGCUCCCCCGCCCCCUCUUUCCCCAUCAGGGGUUGAUUCAAAAUGUACACAUCUGUAUUUCAAAUAAACCUACAGUAUUUAAUCAUCUCA
Molecule: messenger RNA, 4788 nt
Organism: Doryrhamphus excisus (bluestripe pipefish)
Lineage: Eukaryota; Metazoa; Chordata; Actinopteri; Syngnathiformes; Syngnathidae
Gene: spns2
Product: SPNS lysolipid transporter 2, sphingosine-1-phosphate
Biological process (GO): lipid transport; sphingosine-1-phosphate receptor signaling pathway; transmembrane transport
Cellular component (GO): membrane
Molecular function (GO): sphingolipid intramembrane carrier activity; transmembrane transporter activity
Source: RefSeq, a predicted model, not a curated record